CUCCCCGAGCCGCAGGCGACACUAACGGCCCGGGGCGGAGGGAGGAGGGGCCCGGGAUGCCCGGAUUGUAGGGCCCGUCCGCCUCCCACCGCAGGCGCCCAGCCGGCCGGUCCCCUCCGUCCCCCGCCCCCUGCUGCGAUGCCGCCUCCCCGCCGGGCCCCGGCCCGCACCGCGCAGGUCUCCCGCUGCCUCAGCUUCAGCGCCUGCCACCGGCUGCACAGUAAGUCACUGAGUGAUGAAGAAAACCUGAAACUCUUUGGGAAAUGCAACAAUCCAAACAGACAUGGCCACAACUAUAAAGUUGUAGUGACUGUGCGUGGAGAGGUAAGUGCAAUCAUUAUUUCCUUCCUUUUUCAUUCUUGGAGGUAUCAGAGUGUGGUUUCCAUCUGCAAAUUCUGCAGAUCUUUUUAAAAAACCCAACCCUCUAGGUGUUUGCCUUUGUAGAAUUACUAAAAAUCCUGCAUUCCUUGAAAAUCCUU
This is a messenger RNA of Chelonoidis abingdonii (Abingdon island giant tortoise), 479 nucleotides long. NCBI's taxonomy places the organism in Eukaryota, Metazoa, Chordata, Testudines, Testudinidae. The record is from RefSeq and is a predicted model, not a curated record.